Ascoidea rubescens DSM 1968 is the source of this 1847-nucleotide messenger RNA. RefSeq names its product ubiquitin-specific protease UBP6 (gene UBP6). Gene Ontology annotation, molecular function: cysteine-type deubiquitinase activity; protein binding; proteasome binding. NCBI's taxonomy places the organism in Eukaryota, Fungi, Ascomycota, Saccharomycetes, Ascoideales, Ascoideaceae. The record is from RefSeq and is a predicted model, not a curated record. The coding region runs from base 128 to 1720 and encodes 530 amino acids. Gene Ontology annotation, biological process: proteasome-mediated ubiquitin-dependent protein catabolic process; protein deubiquitination; regulation of proteasomal protein catabolic process. The transcript is spliced from 2 exons.
AACACAUCCAGCUUUGCUGUAAUUGACCCAACCACCACAGACCAUCAAGCUGCUUCUGCUUCUGCUUCUUUUUAGUGUAUUGCCUUUUAUCUAAUUCAUGAAAACUCCCUCCAAUUCAAAAGCAAAAAUGUCCUCUGACCCAAAUGUAUUACCUGUUAUAAUCAGACAUUCUGGUAAAACGUAUCCAAUUGAAAUCAACCUAAACGACCAUGGUAUCGUUUUGAAAAAUAAGAUCUUUUCCUUAAUUAAAGUUCAACCACAUCGCCAAAAAGUUAUGUUGAAAACUGGGAAAUUAAAAGAUACUGAUCUAUUAAAAAAUUUAAAAUUAAAGAAAAGUCAAUCGAUUUUAGUCAUUGGAACACCUGAACCAGCUGAACCCGAAAAGCAAAAUGAAUUUAUUAAAAAUUUUCACAACCAAUUUAAUAAGAAUAACAGAAAUACCGCUGAUAAAGAAUUUCAAUUUAAUGGUGAAAAUCCAUUUGAAAAGCCCUUUGGUUUGAAAAAUUUAGGCAAUACUUGUUAUUUCAACGCCAUUAUCCAAGCCUUAUUUAAUUGUAAAGACUUGAGAAACGAAAUCCUAAAAUACGAAAAAUCUUCAUCUUCAAAUAAAUAUCAAAUUUUCACUUAUAAAUUGAAAUUAUUAUUCCAAGAUUUAAAUUUGCAACAUCAAAUUCUAAAUUCAAAGUUUCAAGAUAAAUCCUUGAUAAAAAACCUCUUUGUAACUCCCUUUAUCCUACUAACUGAUUUAAGAUCCUUAUUUCCUCAAUUUGCUGAAAAGUCAAAUCUUGGAACAUAUAAACAACAAGAUGCAGAUGAAUGUCUUUCCCAAAUAUUAUCGGUCUUGGAGCAAACUUUACCAAAUGAGUUUAUCUUGAAUUAUUUCCAUAUAAAUUUUAAGUCGACUACAAAAUGUAUCGAAUUACCUGAAGCUGAAAAAGAUGAUCCUAAAAAUAUCCAAAUUAACAAUGAGGAUUCUUUAAAAUUAAAUUGCCACAUUAACAUCAAUACAAAUUUUUUAAAAGCUGGAUUAAUUGAAAAUUUAUCGGAAAUUAUUACAAAAAGAAAUGAAGACCUCGAUAGAAACGCCAAUUAUCAAAUUCAAAAAAAGUUCACCAAAUUGCCUAAAUUCUUGCUAGUAAAUUUUGUUAGGUUUUAUUGGAAAAGAGACAUUAGUAAGAAAGCUAAGAUCUUAAGAAAAGUCACUUUUCCUUUGGAACUAGAUUUAACCGAUUUAUAUGACGAUAGCAUUAAAUCUGAUCGUUUUGCUAAAUUAGAAAAAAUCAGAAAAAUCAACAAAGAUAAACACGACGAAUACGUUGAAUUUAGAAAAACCAAAGAAUUCGAAAACCAAGAAAAGGAAAAACUAAUGAUGGAUUUCACCAAAAGAAUUCAAAGAGAAAACGAGGAAUUUGAGAAAAACGAGGAAAAAUGGCUAACAAAAUUCAAAAAAGUCUAUCAAAACGACGAGUUUUACUCUGAGGGCGAGAAUCCUACCGGGUUGUACGAUCUCAUUGGCGUUGUAACACACAAAGGAGCCUCUGCUGAUUCUGGCCACUACCAGUUCUUUUCUAGAGACCUCAAGGACUUGACAGGAAACACCUGGUUCUACUUCAAUGACGACAAGGUGCAAAUUGUGAAGAAGGACAGGAUUGAACGAUUGGCUGGAGGAGGCGAAAGCGACAGUGCUUUGAUCUUGAUCUUCAAGGGUGUUGGUGUCUGAGCUGUCCAUCUAUAUACCCAUCUAUAUAUCUAUUUAUCUAUUUAUCUCAUCACAAUACAUGCUCCAUUCCUCAUUCUCUUAUCUCUGCGGCGUGCUCUGUUCUGAUUGGCGGAGCGAGCCUCAGAAG